AUGUCGCUCCGAAUCAACAUUCCUCCUGCAACUAGGAUCUGUCUCGUCAGCCUUCUCACACUCUCCCUCCUAUACAACAUUGCCAGAUGGCGCCAAAUUGACACCACCGGCGGAACCCCGACAACUUCUCCCCUCGUCCCCUACCUGACUCUCGUCCCCUCCUACUUUUUCUACUACCCCUGGACAAUUGUAACGGCCGCUUUUGUCGAACAAAAUAUCUUCACUGUCCUGUUGAACGCCGCAACUAUCUUCUAUGGCGGCAAGUACCUCGAACGCGCGUGGGGCUCGCGCGAGCUCAGCAAAUUCGUUGCCGUUGUCGCUGUCAUUCCAUGCGUGGUGAUCAUUCCAAUAUACUUAGCAUGGGGUGCAUUAGGAGGUUCCUCAACCAGAUCCCUCACCCAAAUCUGCGGCGGCGUCUCCAUCCAGGCCUCCUUCCUCGUCGCCUUCAAACAGCUAGUCCCAGAACACACCGUAACGAUCUUCAAGGGCCUAGUGAAGAUGCGCGUUAAGCACUUCCCUGCCCUCUUCCUCCUCCUAAACACAAUGAGCGGCUUCAUCCUCGGAACAGACACAGCCGCAAUCCUAGCCUGGCUCGGUAUCCUCGUCAGCUGGACCUACCUCCGCUUCUACAAGCGCCAGCCCGACCUGACUGGUACAUCAAGCGCCGGCACCGGUAUUAAGGGCGACGCCAGCGAGACCUUUGCCUUUGCCUGUCUGUUCCCAGACGUUAUGCAGCCGCCCAUCGCAUUCGCCGCAGACCAGGUCUACGCCGUGCUGGUGGCAGUCAAAAUCCUCACACCCUUCUCCGAUGAUGAUAUCGCCUCCGGUAAUGAACAGGUGUUAGCUCGUGGCGAGGCGGGUCUGCCGACUUUGUUGAAUGCGCGCGGGAGCGCCAGGGGAGCGAGUAAGCGCGAAGAAGCGGAGCGGAGACGCGCCAUUGCUCUUAAGGCUUUGGAUCGGAGGUUGCAGAAUGCUACUGUUUCACGACCGCAGCCGUCGUUGGGUGAGCCCUCGUCUCAGCGUCCUGCUACUCCCACCCCGGCCGGGCCCAGCCAGAGUAUGCUUGGGGAAACGUCCUACAAUCCCGACCAUGCAUGA
Messenger RNA from Penicillium soppii, 1098 nucleotides. RefSeq names its product rhomboid family protein. Gene Ontology annotation, cellular component: Golgi apparatus; membrane. The coding region runs from base 1 to 1098 and encodes 365 amino acids. The record is from RefSeq and is a predicted model, not a curated record. Lineage: Eukaryota; Fungi; Ascomycota; Eurotiomycetes; Eurotiales; Aspergillaceae. Gene Ontology annotation, biological process: retrograde vesicle-mediated transport, Golgi to endoplasmic reticulum. The transcript has 2 exons.